AUGCAAAGUAACGUGGAAAAAGGGAACGAGGUGCAUGGGAGUCCACGACCAAUUGAUCGUCAUCGGAUCGCAUCAAUCGAACGUUUGAGUGGACAGAUGGGAGGUGACACCAUAUCGCCGUCCCAGCAAAAUGGUCCCAAACGGCGCAAGUUGAACUUCUUUCCUGAUAAGGUUAUUUCUGCCUCGUUUGACUGGUCCUUUGAAUCUGACACGGAUCUAGAACUUAACCUUCCACCCCCACCACCGCUACCCUUGCAGUUAAAUUUGAGCCCUCAAGAGGAACGUCCGAAAAAUUUAACCGAUCACUCUGAAGAGGAUGAUGACGAGGACUACGAUGAUGAAGCUGGUCCUUCAGGAAAACUCGAAUUUCGUAUCCGCAAUAUCAGUAAGAUUUAUACAAAGAAUGUAAACGAGGACGUCAGGAUUGUUAGUCCCAAGGCGACUAUCAUUCGUUGUUUGCCCUGGCGGAUUCUCUUUUUCCUCCGUGGCUGCCAAGGGGGAAAUCGUCCUGUCGGGUUUUUUCUCCAAUGUAACGCUGAGUGCGAUUUGCCAACCUGGACCUGCCAUGCUCGGGCCAAGCUCACUAUCGUUGCUCAGCAACCAGGUGCCGAGUCCCUUACCAAAUCCAUCGACCAUACCUUUUGCUUAAAGGAGAACGACUGGGGCUUCUCUUCCUUCAUCUCCUGGUCUGAACUUUUGGAUCCAGAACGCGGAUUGGUCCUUCCACCUGUAGCAGACGAAUGUGAAGGGGGGCCACUAGAGCCCCCAAUUACAGAGGAAGAAGAAAAAGGAGUCUCAUUAUCACGGUCUCUUACUAGGUCGUGUUCAUUCUCAGAUAUCUCGUCUAAUGGAUCACCAUCAAGGAGGUAUCGGCGCUCAUCCUCUCUCCCCCGUAGCUGCUCUACGACUUUUAGUUCUCCAAUGCAGCUGCAAUCGCCACCUGUGAAAAAGGCAGCUCAGUCCUUAGAGCGUGAUACCCUAGUUCUUCGGAUUCAAGUUUAUGCGGACGCCCCACAUGGUGCAGACUGGGAUUCGAAGAAGUUCACGGGCUUCGUAGGUCUGCGCAAUCAGGGUGCCACCUGCUACAUGAAUUCUCUGCUACAGGCCCUUUUCUUCACCAAUGAAUUGCGUCGCGCUGUCUUUCUGAUGCCUACAGAAAGUGAUGACGCGAGCACCAGCAUUCCACUUGCCCUUCAGCGCGUAUUUUACGAGUUACAGUUCAAUGAGCGCGCUGUGGGCACAAAACGGCUUACACGCAGUUUUGGUUGGGAGUCUUUUGAGUCUCUAAUGCAGCAUGACGUGCAGGAGCUUUGCCGCGUCCUGCUGGAUAACAUGGAGAACAAAAUGAAGGGGACUUCGGUGGAGGAGACGAUACCUGGUCUGUUUCGUGGAAAAAUGCUUUCUUAUAUUCGUUGCAAACACGUGCCUUAUGAGUCAAAACGAGAGGAGAAUUUCUACGACAUUCAGUUGAAGGUUAAGGGAAAUCGGGACAUCUAUCAAGCGUUUAAAGAGUACACGACCGUUGAAACUCUGGGUGGUGAAAACAAGUAUGACGCCGGCGAAUACGGUUUACAGGAAGCAGAAAAAGGUGUCAUCUUCACAAGCUUCCCUCCCGUUCUCUACUUACAAUUGAUGCGCUUCCAGUAUGACUGCAUAACAAACGCCAAUAUCAAGGUGAAUGACCGUUUUGAGUUCCCCUAUCGCCUCCACCUGGAUCCUUUUCUCAGAUCGACGGAUCCUGGUGAUCCUGCUACCUACAUUCUUCAUGCUGUCCUGGUGCAUUCGGGUGACAAUCACAGCGGUCACUAUGUCGUCUACAUCAACCCCUACGGCAAUAACCGGUGGUACAAGUUUGAUGAUGACGUUGUAUCAAGGUCCACUCCUAGGGAGGCCAUUGACUUGAACUACGGCACCUCAGAUGACGAGCAUGGCAGCCUAUACAAGAGUUGUACUAGUGCUUAUAUGCUAGUGUAUAUCCGAGAGUCCUCCUUGCCGCAAGUCCUCAAACCUGUGUCGACGGCGGACAUCCCUGACAGCCUAUUAACCCGUCUCAAGGAGGAGCGGCGUGUCGAGGCGGACCAUCGCAGAGCUAAAGCGGAGUCGCAUCUCUACGCCUGUAUUCUCCUCGUUCUUGAUGAAGACUUCUACGGUUGGCAGGGUUUUGAUGUUUGUGACUUCGAAACACUACCUACACGUCGGCUCAAUGUCCCAAAAACGUCCACGUUGCCAGAACUUAUAUCCAUCGUAGCCUCACACUUGCGAACUGAUCCCUCGCUCAUUCGUCUCUGGAGGGUCAUAACCAGGCGAUCCGGGAUGCUUCGCUUCACUCCACUAUUACCUCCGCAGAAAGCCCCUGUACAGAAGCCUUCUUCGCCCCUCCCCACCACAGAGGACCCGAUGGCCGCCCUUGCAGCUCUAACCAAUUCCUACCAACAUCAAACUAAGUCCCCCUCGAAGGUCUCCCGUUUACCAACUGGAAUUGGCGACGAUUGCACAUCUCUACCUGUUCCUCUCCUUCCGGCUUCUGGUCCAAUGGCUGUUUGGGUUCAAACUCUUCCUCCACUACCUCACCUCAUCUCCUCCACCUUCGCUCCACGGAACGAAGUUCUCUGUUUCCUCAAAUAUUUCUUCCCUCCUCCCACUAACACCCUUACCGCACCACCAUUUCUCACCAACCCUCAAAUGGGGACUCUCAUCUUCGUCGGUUGGAUCAUUAUUCAGUUGGAUGCACCUCUAAACUCUAUUCUUUCCGAACUGCGCUCGCGUGCAUCCCUUCCAGCGGAUAGCUCCAUUCUCCUUUUCGAGGAGAAUGGUUUGAAGGAGCUGCGCUCAUUGACGCAUCACCUUGAAACCUCGACUGUCCGAAUGGGGUUAGGUACUGAUGAUGGGACGGAAACUUUCAUCCUCGUCUAUCAACUAAAACCCCAGGCUGUUGAAGAGCUAGAUGCGGAGGCGAGGGAACUGGAAGUAGAGAGCGUGGGUGAUAGCGAUGAUGCAGCUGCUGAAGAAUCAAAGUUAUUACCCUCUUCCGUCUCUAUCGUGGCGCCCAAAGGCUCUCUUAUCUUAACAAAGCGAAAACCAAUCGCACGUCCUAGGCUUACUGCUAUGAAACUUCUGACCCGCAGCAAGCGAAUGAUGCGGUGUCGGUCUUAUCCAGUUACAGGGGCUCAAGGAAUUCGAGGCAAUUUCAAUUGCGCUGCGGGUGUGGGCAGAAAGCAACCUGCCUCAAAAGCUUCGCCGACAGUGUUAACACCUCUCAGAAGUAGUCUGUACUCACCGUUUUUCGUUAAGGGUUUCUAUCAUGAACUGCUCACUCGUGUUUCAGUUGAGUUUUACGAAUUGGUUUUCCCAUGGCAUAUGCUUCCUGGCUUGCGUUGCGUUGAACCUGCAGCAGCAAUAGCUUUUCCUCCCCCAAUAGGAGAACGAAUUCUCCUACCAGGUGUACCACUCAGUGGCGGCAGUAGAACAUUCAAGACUAGUCUUCUUCUUGAGCAAGUCAUAUCCUCUAUUCAGGGACCGGCUUUCACUGGCCUCAUCUCGCCAAACGAAAGCUACAAUCAUCUUGUGGCCCUGGUGGCGAGUCAUUUUUCAGCACCAGCCAGCUGUAUACAGCUUUUCACAGUUUCAUCUGGUCCAACUGUGAGUGGGGAGCGAGAGUUUUCGGCGAUUCCAUCCUCGUUGGAAUGGAAGGCAAAGGAUAUAUUUGUGCAGCAUUCGCCCUCUCCGCCGCGGCACAAAAGUAAUCACGGGUCUGCACGGAAGCUUACUCCAUCUGUCCAGAUUUUCUUUCAGCGUCUUUCGAUUCCUACCGAGCGUUUGGAGCGCAUGUGUCAAUUGAGAUGCGUCUUCGUUGACAGCAGAAAGGUACGAGAAGUAGUGCGUCUCCUCCUCAUUGUUCCACACCAGUGGACAGUGAGUCGAGUUCUCCAGUUGGCCAAGAAAGAGCUCAUUUCUAUUGGCUGUCUCUCAGACCUUAAUGAGGUCACAUCUGAUUCUCCCGAAGAGACCGUAUCACCACAACCACCGGUUCUCAGAAUGUUUGAAACGCUCAAUGCGUGGAUCAUUCAACAAUAUCCAGCAGAUGAAAUUGCUGCGAGGCUUCAAUUGUUGGAAAAUCGUCUUUUACGGAUAGAAGUAAUGCCACCUGAGGAGCAGGAGUUCUUCGCUGCCUACGAAGGAGAGUCGGACACCUCCUUGCUCCUGUCGGGCGUGGAAGGUGAGACUUUGCGCAUUCCUAGCUUUCCUCUUGCUCCCUCCUCAAUCGCUUCAUCAUCUGUGCCCACUCCAAUGGGCGCUGCAAGAGGCGAAGAUGGGGAUGAGGAGGAGGAUGAGGAAGAUGACUACGACGUAAAUAUUGAGGAAGAAGAUGACGAGGACGAGGAAGAAGAAGAGGAGGAAGAGGAAGUUGACACACCGAGUAAUGCAGGGCGUGGGGAAGACCAGGAAGAAGACGAUGAAGAGGAGGUUGAUGAUGGAUCUAGCAGCGGUGUUGCCGAUCCCAACAACUUGAGUCUUAUUUGCAAUGCGGACGAGGAGGAGGACGAAGGAGGCGAUGAUGAAAACGACCCUCUCAAGUUCCUGGAACGCGAUUCGGAAGAGGAAAGUGAAAUGCAAGUUCCGCAACGUCUGGUGCGUUCUGCGGAUGCUUCAGUCCACGUUUCUGACAGGGCGGAAGAUGAAACUAUGGACUCAUGUGAUCGUGAACACGAUGAUGGGGCAGAGUCUUUAGGUCUCGAAAUUUCUUCUCCCUCCAGCACUCCCGUUCAUGAUUCCCUGGCUCCCGACGAAGCAUCCACUCUACCCGUCGUUUGCAGUCUCUUCUAUCGCGACACUGGUAGCGGAGCCAUCUCUACCGGUCUCAUCCCCUUUACUAUGGUCUUGCGCCAUAAUGAACCUGUUUCUAGUCUCCUCGAUCGCAUUCGUCUUCAUCUGGGUCUCCGUUCGGAGAUUGUGGAGAAGUGGCGUCUUGCAGUCCUCUCCGGGCCCAUAUCUCCCAACUCCGCAACCAUGGUACCAUUGGCACCGACUCAGGAAAGUCUUCUACGAAUGCGCUCCUCUUUCAAAUAUAUUACAACGCUGGCAGGUGCAGAGGAGGCUCGGGUCGACUUAACAGCUUUUAUGCCGGCACCGUUUCUUCGACGGUGCGGGGAGAAGAAAGCACUGCUUUUCUUCGGUCUGCGACCGUGGCUAGGCAUUGAGAUGCCCAUGUCCCCGAUGAUUCCCCACAAGGGUGUUCCUGCGACGCUGCUGACCACCUCCAAUCUGCAUCCUCAGCAUGCUGGUGUGGGGGCUGCAAAAAGGAAGCCGAAUCCUUCUGGUGGAAAAUAUGUGCUUUCAGAGAAACCGAUUCGUAUUUGGAAUUAA
This is a messenger RNA of Hydatigera taeniaeformis, 5364 nucleotides long. The record is from the annotation of a GenBank genome assembly. NCBI's taxonomy places the organism in Eukaryota, Metazoa, Platyhelminthes, Cestoda, Cyclophyllidea, Taeniidae.